Molecule: messenger RNA, 2364 nt
Organism: Sycon ciliatum
Lineage: Eukaryota; Metazoa; Porifera; Calcarea; Leucosolenida; Sycettidae
Product: Golgi resident protein GCP60-like
Exons: 4
Coding region: 494-1621 (375 amino acids)
Cellular component (GO): Golgi membrane
Molecular function (GO): fatty-acyl-CoA binding
Source: RefSeq, a predicted model, not a curated record
UCAGCCAGUGAGUCAGUGACUGUCGACAUGUCCUUGCAUCAGAAACUGCUUUCGAAUCAAACCAUGUCCUGCUUGUAUGUACAGUCGAGCUAGUCAGUGAAGCUUAUUACUAUUAGUCUUUUUCCAUUUUUUUGCUUCGCGUCAGAGUUCUAGAUCAGCUUUGUCAGGCCAAGACAGAUCGACCGCCGACGUCUAGUCGUCUAUCCACAAAGACCACUAGUACGUCAUGUGCACGCAGUAGCUGAGUCUGUACUGUAGCUGGUGGUGCUUGUAGCCCUGUCUCCGUUCAUUUCUUGCUCAACAACAGUGGCAAUAGUAAGAAAUUUCCUCAAGGAGUUCCCAGACUGCAGCUGUGAUCUGAAAGUUGUGACAUGCCGCAACUUCUCAUAGGUUUCAGUCUUGUCGAUUUAUCUUUCAGCAAAUCCAGGUUUUUUUUGUAUACCUCCGAAUUAGUGGUAGUAAUUGGAACACGUAAUUAACGUUUAGAAGUUUGAUGCCUAAUGCCAUGGGUGAAUCAGAUCAAGAGAACCGUUCGAUGGCAGACCAAAUUGACUACGCAGCACGAUUUGGACUCACUCUGGCCGAGGCGUAUCAAGUAGCACUUGAUGUAUACAGGCGUGAGAAGGAUGGUGCUAGAUUUUCCUAUCCUCACAAAAUCCAGCUGUCUGCAUUUUGGAGGCAGUCCACGCAUGGUCCAUUCACUCCUGAGAAAUUCGGUGAUGUCGGCUUUUUUGACUUCGUCGGAAACGACAGGAGAAAAGCAUGGCAAGCACUCGGCGACCUUGAUCAAGAUUCUGCCAAGCUAAGCUUCAUCAAGCUUCUCUCUGAGAUCCACCAGGAUCAAAUGGAUGAAAUCGGCGGGAAGAUGCAAGAGGCAAAGCGCCAAGCUGAGGAGGAAGCAGCACGCAAGGCCCAGCAAGAAGCUGAGCGAAGGGCCAGAGAAGAAGCAGAGCGAAAGGAGCAAGAGCGUAGGCUAAAGGAAGAACAAGAGCGUCGCUUGCGACAAGAACAGGAAGAAAGGCAACGCCAGUCCGCCCAGAAUGCAGCAUUGCUGGCUCAGCACCACCAGAAUCAGUCACUGCUCGAAAGGGAGCGACAACAGCGGGCGCUCCAGGAGGCACAGCGGCAUCAGGCACAAUCGGGCGAGCAGCGCCAGUUGCAGUCGGAUCAGCAGCAGCAGUCGCAAGACACGCGUCAUGGAACCGAUCAGGUUGAUGGUGGAGCCCCAAGAAUUGCCACCCCAGAAGUAUGGACUCGUCCAGAGCGCACGGAGUUCAUUGGCCAGAUGAAGCAAGACCCUGAGUCUGUAAUCGUACUUGGACAUGGCGAGACCGUGACUGUGAAAGCCGUUACGAAUCCUGCGGGUUCGCGGAUGUUCUGGGAAUUUGCCACUGAGAAUUACGAUCUGGCGUUUGGUGUCAGCUUUCAAUGGCCGGCUGUGGACGGGGUCGAAGGCAAGAUCGUUGAGGUUUUACCAUCGGAGCGUAAGCAGUCACAUCAAGUGGUAAUAGGUGGCUCACAUGCCUAUCCUGGCCCGGGUACGUACCUGAUCCAGUUUGAUAACACGUACUCGGUGCUGCGCGCCAAGACGGUCUUCUAUCGAGUGUAUUACGCAGCUUAGUGUGUUGUUGCACAUGCCGAGUGUAUGACGCAGCUUAGUGUGAGGCGGCAGUAGUUGUGUGACUGCCACGUUUUCGCUUAUUGCUAUUGUUGGCAGUGUUGACACUGAUGCUACUGUCACCUAGUGCGUGUACACAAGAUUAUGUUGCCAUAUGUGCUGUUGCCAUUCCUCAACUUAGCCACCCCAUCCUCGCUGAGGCCUUAUUAUAAUUAUAUUGCUCAUAAGCAAUUGACAAUAUUCCCAUGGAUUAGCGGAGAGUUUUCUCUCUUUAGUACCAUUGCGUGUGCUAGUGUUGUGUUCCGAGUAUACUAUUGUUUGACUAUUUUGGACACUUAUCCUCCACAUUUAAAGUCCUGCUGACGCUGUAUUCUAGCAUUGCGGUUGAGAAUAUCUUGCGCGCUCGUGUCCGUCAUUGUUUUGUAGCUAGACUCAGAUCGUCUCCUUGUGCGGCAUCUCGUGUUGUAUUCCUCGUUUUCUGCCUCCUCCGCCUCGCCUAGACUGCCCUUUCUUAUCAUUUCCUAAUUCUGCAUUGUUAUCGCUCUUCGUCUCGCUGGUGUGGUGAACUGUACAUGCUUGUCUUUCAUCAUUUUCGCACCGUUUGGAUUUGUUUUUGGAGACUGGCUAGUUUGCAUUUUUCUCGCUCUCUAUUUUUGAUAGUUUCUGCCGCUGCGCUAUGGGAAAUCUUCUCUCAUCCUUCCAUUUGUCCAGACCUGUAUGUGUACGUAUGUGGUUUACAAACUUUA